This is a messenger RNA of Olea europaea var. sylvestris, 1779 nucleotides long. RefSeq names its product dihydrolipoyllysine-residue acetyltransferase component 5 of pyruvate dehydrogenase complex, chloroplastic-like. Lineage: Eukaryota; Viridiplantae; Streptophyta; Magnoliopsida; Lamiales; Oleaceae. Gene Ontology annotation, biological process: pyruvate decarboxylation to acetyl-CoA. Gene Ontology annotation, cellular component: pyruvate dehydrogenase complex; chloroplast thylakoid; chloroplast envelope. The transcript has 6 exons. Gene Ontology annotation, molecular function: dihydrolipoyllysine-residue acetyltransferase activity. The record is from RefSeq and is a predicted model, not a curated record. The coding region runs from base 193 to 1644 and encodes 483 amino acids.
AUCAACAUUGACACUGGUGUAAGGUGGUUGAGUUGAGACCUCCGCCCAGUUCGAUGCAUUCGAGGUUUCUAUUACAAAAAUCUAUCUUUCCCUUCGUAAAUCCUAUUACAGACCAUUACAAUCAACCAACUCCGUUUUUAUUCUCCUCUCUAUCACACGCUUCACAUAGUUGCUCUUUGUAAACUGUAAACAAUGUCGCACGUCCUUCAUACCACCUUCAUUCCCACCACAAAAACUUCUCUGCGCCGCCAAUUUAGAAAGAUCCACCACAACCCGACUGCCGGGAGAAUCCAAAUUCAAUCUAAGAUCCGAGAAAUAUUCAUGCCUGCACUCAGUUCUACAAUGACGGAGGGAAAAAUUGUCAGCUGGGUCAAAUCGGAGGGCGACAAGCUAUCUAAGGGUGAGUCCGUUGUUGUUGUUGAAUCGGACAAAGCUGACAUGGAUGUUGAGUCAUUCUAUGAUGGAUACCUUGCUUCAAUUAUUGUUGAAGAGGGCCUCUCCGCCCCCAUCGGCUCCCCAAUUGCCCUCCUCGCCGAGUCGGAGGACGAAAUCGCCUUGGCCAAGUCACAAACACCAUCCUCUUCCACUGCGGCCGAUGCCGUGAGUGAGAAAGAUACCACUACUACUAACACUGAUGAUGGUGUUGCAGCUGUUGCUAGUGUAAAAGUAAGUACUACUAGUUCUACGGCUGUUGAUUUGGGGUCAGUUAAAGUGGGGUCAGUUAAAGUGGGGUCUGGGGUGCAUCUGGCGUCGGAAGGGGGAAAAAGGGUGGUGGCAUCCCCAUACGCCAAGAAAUUGGCCAAGGAGUUGGGGUUGGAUUUGAGUGGAGUAGUGGGGAGUGGGCCGAAUGGGAGGGUGGUGGCAAAGGAUGUGGAGGCUGCGGUGGUGGCUGCUGCCAAUGUGAGUGUUAGUGGUACCGGUCCUGCAGUGGCACCAGAGGCUGCCAAGUCGAGUGGUCGUGCUGUUGUGGAAUUGGGGUCAGUGGUCCCAUUCACCACAAUGCAGGGCGCAGUGAGUAGGAAUAUGGUGGAAAGCUUGAGUGUUCCCACAUUUAGAGUGGGAUAUACAAUUACCACAGAUGCACUUGAUGCUUUAUACAAGAAGAUCAAGUCAAAGGGAGUGACCAUGACUGCGUUGCUGGCGAAGGCAACUGCACUUGCGUUGGUUAAACAUCCUGUUGUGAAUUCUAGUUGUAGGGAUGGUAAGAGCUUCACGUAUAACAGUCAAAUCAACAUUGCUGUUGCAGUGGCAAUCGAUGGUGGGUUGAUUACACCUGUGCUUCAGGAUGCAGACAAGAUUGACUUAUAUUCAUUAUCGCGAAAGUGGAAGGAGUUAGUUGAUAAGGCACGAGCAAAGCAGCUCCAACCUCAUGAAUACAAUUCAGGCACUUUUACUCUAUCUAAUCUAGGAAUGUUUGGUGUGGAUCGCUUCGAUGCAAUAUUACCACCUGGAACUGGUGCGAUAAUGGCUAUUGGAGCGUCACAGCCCUCUCUGAUUGGUAACAAGGAUGGUCGAAUUGGCCUGAAAAGCCAAAUGCAGGUAAAUGUAACCGCUGACCAUCGCGUGAUAUACGGUGCUGAUCUGGCAGCCUUCUUGCAAACCUUAGCCAUUAUAAUCGAGGAUCCUAAGGAUCUCACUCUUUAAACUCCGGGAGAUUCAAUUUUUAAUGUCGCAUUGGCUUUUGUAUUUGAGCUCAUAGAAUCACAUUGUCGACGAAUUCAGAAAUUAAUGUCUGCUCAGAUACCCCAAAAGAUGAAGCAAAGAUGUUGAUGGGCUCAU